Molecule: messenger RNA, 1410 nt
Organism: Serendipita indica DSM 11827
Lineage: Eukaryota; Fungi; Basidiomycota; Agaricomycetes; Sebacinales; Serendipitaceae
Source: the annotation of a GenBank genome assembly
AUGGGAUCCGUAGCCAUCACCAAGAAGCUGCAAGCCGUCCAACGUAGAGCCGCCAUUGGUAUCACAGGCGCUAUCCGCACAACAGCAGGAGAUACCCUUGAUGCGCACCUCAAUAUGCUACCAAUCGAAGAAACUCUACGCCUCACAUGCCAGAAGGCGGCGGCCCGGCUGGCAAGCCUGCCCGCUACCCAUCCUCUCUCCAAAUUCGUGAAACGAGCAUCAAGAGGACUCCUCCAGAGGCACAACGCCCCCCUACAUCGCAUCUUCCACUCCAUCGACUCCAAAGUAGACGACCUCGAAACCAUCACCCCAGCAUCACGCAACCCCAACGCCACUAACCCAUUCACUAUCUCAAUAGAGGAGUUGAGGAUGUUAGCGAAAGAGGCGGACAACAACAGCAACGGCAACAACGAGCGGGUAGUAGUUUAUACGGAUGGCUCAGGAAUGGAAGGCAUGAUAGGAGCAGGUGCAGUACUCUACAGAGACGGAGUACAGAUAAGGUCAGCAAGAUUCCUGCUUGGAGAAGACACGGAGCACACGGUACACGAAGGAGAACUCGUUGGAAUUGCACUCGGAGUCCAGCUAGCCAAGAUGGAAAGGAUCAUCAUACCACGUAUCAAGAUCAGCCUCGACAACCAGGCAGCAAUACAAGGAAUGGAGAACGUCAGUGCCAAAGCCGGCCAACACAUCAUCCACAAGAUCCACAGAGCAAUAGACGAACUGCGCAAUGAUCAAAAGCGUAGACAAGAACUCGUAGAGGCAAGCGAUGACGAGACGAGGAUCAAUCAAUCGACUCAGAUCACUCUCACGUGGGUCCCAGGGCACGAAGGGAUCGAGGGUAACAAAGCAGCGGACAAGGAGGCCAAGAAGGCCAUCACAGAUGGAUCAUCCACAGCAGCAACACUCCCACCAUGGACGAAGGACACCCUCCUGCAGAAUAUCUCGGCACUCAGACAGGAACUCAAACUUGCAGCAAGGAAGUCAGCACACGACAAGUGGAAAUCUUCAGCAUGGUAUGACAGGACCAGGCCCAUCGACGAGACAAUGCCAUCCAACAAAUAUCUCCAAAUCACAGACGAGCUAACGAGAGCAGAAGCAGCGGCACUUAUUCAGUUACGUACAGGACAUAUCGGACUGAACAAGCAUCUGAACCGCAUCAACAGAGCGGAUGCACUGUGGUGCCCACACUGUGGAGAGGGAAAUGCAGAAAACAUAACUCAUCUCCUCCACAUCUGCCCAGCGUACAAUGCAGCGCGAGCCGAAUGGGAAGGAGCAUUGCGUGAGAAGACGAGAGAACCAGCGGAGAUACUAGGGACAAAGGAGGGAAUCAAGGAGACGUUGAAGUUUAUCAGGAGGACGGGGAGGUUGAAGAUGGGACGGGAGGAUACAAACGGAAGGGAAAGAGAGUAA